Molecule: messenger RNA, 1233 nt
Organism: Melampsora larici-populina 98AG31
Lineage: Eukaryota; Fungi; Basidiomycota; Pucciniomycetes; Pucciniales; Melampsoraceae
Exons: 8
Coding region: 1-1233 (410 amino acids)
Source: RefSeq, a predicted model, not a curated record
AUGGGGCCUACGGUCAAGAACGGCACGGUGGAAACUCGCGGAAAACUUCUUCAUGUCAACAAUUAUCUAAGUUCCACCACGCAGACCAAUGAUAUUGUUGCAACAGUGACUGAGCAAGAUGAACACCGCAUACAUGAGCCACAUUGUGUCCCAGCCAAACAAGUGUAUUGCACUGCUUGUCCCCAUGAAUUUUGGCUCAGCAGACAAAACCCUACAACACCAACAGGCCAACCAUCUUCACUUGCAAGCACGGAACUGAUCAUCCUUCUAAGUGAUUUGGUACACGAGAUGUAUUCUAACUGGACCAUGUCAUGGGAGGCAAACCGGGUCAGUAGUAAGGCUACUGUAACUCCAUACAGCAACCCAGACAAGUGGAAGACUAUCGGUAUAGACAAAGCAACAAUGGACAUACUCUGGAUCUAUAAUUCUUUGGUAAGGAUAUGUGCUACGCACGCAGAUCCAGGCAGGAUGCUGAAUUCUGGCCACAACUUACAAUUACAGGAGACAUUGGAAUCCACCAUAACGUGGUCUUGUCAAGAGGGAUCAGUGAAUAGUACUUAUUGUGAGUUGGAUGAUAUGAAGAGAGUAGUGGCGCAAAUGUGCACCAUAUUGUUUGAAACUUACAAACGUCCCUCAAUUGAUAUCACUCAAUUGGUAUUUUGGUCAAGACGUAGCGGAAAGGUCAAAAAUCUUUUGAAUACUUUCAGAGAUCAAACUUACCUGAUUGGCUUAUCACGAGCCGGCCUAAGCCACUUGGUAGAGUAUGCUGAGAGCCAACAAGCGGAUGGAUCACAACUUGAAACAAAUGAGACAGAAAAACCUGCUGAGAGGUUAUACUGUGAAGAUCCUGUUGAAAAAUGGGAUAGUGAUGAAGACAAUGUUGAACACAAAAAGUUGACAACAUAUAUAGCAUUUAUUGAUUAUGUGAUUUGCGGGUCAGUCGAAAUUCUUUCCAACGUCAAAUAUGACUGUCAUCACUGGCAUGUAGCUUUGUAUUUUGCACCCUUGCGGUCUGCAUAUCAGAAAUACUGUGACAUUAUUCCCUCUUCCACCUCAAAAGUUGAAGAAUCAGCCGAGAAUCCAUGUACUCCUUGGCCUGAGUGGGCCGAAACUCACCACACCCCUCAUACCGUCGUACCAGGUGUCAAAACACUCACAAGUCCCAAGAGUAUGUACUGCCUGGCCAAUAAAAGGAUCCCUGAUGCACAUUAUUUUGAUGGUAUCAAGUGUUGA